CAGGCUGUGGCCAAUGAGAGCGCGCGGUGAUUGUUUCGCUCUCUGGGCUGGCGCCGUGUCCACGAAUUUCUAUUCAGCAGCCUCCCAGCGUCCUGCUGCUGCCUCUCAAGCGUAUAGGAUUCCACGUAGGCAUUAAAAGCGGGGGGAGGGAACAGGAAAACAAAACAAAACAAAAAAAAAAACAAAAACCAAACCAGCCCCAGCCCCAGCCCCUCUCCUCCGCCCCCCCCCAAAUAAAAACUUUGGGGGAAAAAAAAAGUUUCGCCUCUCUCUGUCUCUGUCUCUCUCCUCCCCGCUGUCAGGUGACUUUUUAGAAUUAGAAGCUAAUGAGCGUGGAUGCUUUGGGGAGCCCAGUGAUGGACCCUGCUGCACUCUCCAAACGGAACACGGCGCUGAGAUUAGUAGACUUGGCAGGGGCUCAUCACCACCAUCAUCAUCUCCACCCCCCUCAGAGCAUGACAGGCUUCCAGGGCUUCGCCGGGCAUCCCCACGCAGUGGCUCCCACGCACCCUGGGGAGUACGCCGCGGAAUCCCGCCUAGGGCCGAAUCCAUUCCGGCCUGAACACAUGGGGCACCACCACCACCACCAUCAUCAUCAUCAUCAUCCUCAUCACCCUGCGGCCCUUAAACUCAGCCCUGCCCCUCAUCCUCAUCCUCACCACCAGUACCAGCACCACCACCACCACCACCAUCAUCAUAUGGCAGGCCAAGCUGAGGUGGUCUCUAGUCAAACAGGAACGUUUGGCCCGGCGCACUCACCAGCAGUCCCUUACCCAGUGUCUCGCACAGCCCAGGCUAUUUCAGCAGGUAGGGACUUCUUAAUACGCAGAGAUCUGACAGCUCCAGUCAUGCCAGGGCUAACUGAGCAACACACUGCUACAAGUUCUCACCACGGAAUGUUUGUCUCAACAACAGGUAGCUACCCCGGACACCAUGGUCACCACCACUCAGAAGCUGGGAAUCAUUCUCUGUUCUCUGGACUCCAUGAGCAGCCUCCCCAUGCAACUCCAGGUGGCCAUCUAAACGGACAGAUAAGACUGGGGUUACCUGGAGAAAUGUACGCCAGGUCUGAACAUUUCACUCAAGUACCAGCCUCCAGGACCGAUCCUUUUGCUGCUUCCUCGCUUCAUAACUACGGUGGCAUGAAUCUGAACGUGAAUCUGGCUCCACACCACGGCCCUGGUGCUUUCUUUCGUUACAUGAGGCAGCCCAUCAAACAGGAACUCAUCUGUAAAUGGAUUGAGUUGGACCAGACUCCCAAAAAAUUAUGCUCGAAAACUUUCACCACAAUGCACGAGCUGGUGACUCAUGUCACAGUGGAGCAUGUUGGAGGACCCGAGCAGUCCAAUCACAUAUGUUUCUGGGAAGAGUGUCCAAGAGAGGGGAAACCUUUCAAAGCCAAAUAUAAACUUGUAAAUCACAUCAGAGUCCACACAGGUGAAAAACCCUUCCCCUGCCCUUUCCCAGGCUGUGGGAAAGUGUUUGCUAGAUCAGAAAAUCUCAAAAUACACAAAAGAACUCACACAGGAGAAAAACCAUUCAAAUGUGAAUUCGAAGGCUGUGACAGACGAUUUGCCAACAGCAGUGACAGGAAGAAGCACUCUCACGUGCACACCAGCGACAAACCCUACAACUGCAAAGUGAGAGGCUGCGACAAGUCCUACACCCACCCCAGUUCCUUGAGGAAACACAUGAAAGUGCACUGCAAAUCCCCUCCUCCGAGUUCAGGCUACGAGUCCUCCACACCUUCCCUGGUGUCUCCCUCCUCGGACUCCGGCCGGGACCCUCCUGCUUCCUGUUCUCACGCAGAGCCAGUAGCAUCGUCGCAAACUGCAGCUAACCUGAGCGAAUGGUACGUGUGUCAGAGCUCGGGGGCCAGUGGCAUCCCAACUCCUCCCAGUAACUCUCCGUCACCUAACCCGGGAGAGGCUUCUUACACGAACUGUGAGCCCAGGCCCAAUUAUUAGAAAUAAAUCAAUAAACAGAUAGCUCACACGGUCUGCAGUCUGGAUCUCAUCGAAUGGUCUCCUCUUGUUACUCUGCUACCUUUGCGAUGCAGAACCACUGUACCAAGACUGCCACAGUAGAGGGAACAAUCUUAUGCGAGGGGAUCAUAGAUAAUGUGAGCACCACACACGGGGAAUAAAAAAAGAUAGAGGUGCUGCCCUGGCAUAUGGCCUCUGAAGAGAAGAUACAUUGUAAAAUAAAUUAAACAGGUCUCUGUUACAAACUGCAUUUAUGGUACCCAGCACACGUGAAGGCAACUUCAGUUCGUCCUCAUUGCUUUUUGCAUCCU
Molecule: messenger RNA, 2296 nt
Organism: Mauremys reevesii (Reeves's turtle)
Lineage: Eukaryota; Metazoa; Chordata; Testudines; Geoemydidae
Gene: ZIC4
Product: Zic family member 4
Exons: 2
Coding region: 327-1967 (546 amino acids)
Biological process (GO): regulation of transcription by RNA polymerase II; central nervous system development
Cellular component (GO): nucleus
Molecular function (GO): DNA-binding transcription factor activity, RNA polymerase II-specific; RNA polymerase II cis-regulatory region sequence-specific DNA binding
Source: RefSeq, a predicted model, not a curated record